CCAACAUCAUGGUGGCUAAUGCACCGAGCCUGGUUUCCAUAACAACGAGUCGAUCCAUACAUCCGCAGAUCUGACGACGCGUGAUGCGUGAUUCUCAAGCGCGUGCCUGAGGCAUCGCUGACGUCACUGACGCUCCGGUGUCCGUAGAAGCGGCUGGCCCGCAAUAACAAAUUGGAUGAAGACAGAAAUAUUACUCCCAUCCAUUGGAAUCAGUUCAAGAUGGCGUCCGAGGUGGAAUACGAGUCGAUUUUGUGCGUGAAACCAGAUGUAAAUGUUUAUCGCAUCCCGCCGCGGGCGUCGAAUCGCGGAUACAGGGCGGCUGACUGGAAGCUAGACACUCCUGACUGGACAGGCCGUUUGCGCAUUACAGCAAAGGGGAAGGUGGCUUAUAUAAAAUUGGAGGACAAAGUCUCAGGUGAGCUGUUUGCUCAAGCGCCGAUAAAUGAAUAUCCUGGCAUUGCUGUGGAGACCGUCAGCGAUUCCAGUCGCUAUUUUGUUCUCCGAAUACAGGAUGACAAUGGUCGGAGUGCAUUCAUUGGUGUUGGUUUUGGAGACCGAGGUGAUGCCUUUGAUUUCAAUGUCUCCCUGCAGGAUCAUUUCAAGUGGGUAAAACAGGAGAAUGAAAUCAAAAGUUCUCAGGGUGCAGACUCAGGACCCAAACUGGACCUAGGCUUCAAAGAGGGACAGACCAUCACGCUGAAUAUCGGGCAAGGUAAAAAGAGGGACAAGCCCCGCCCUCAGAGCUCAGGAGGCUUGGGGCUCCUCCCUCCACCUCCAGGAGGAAAGAUAGCCCCUCCUCCUUCGUCCAAUCACAACACAGUACAGCCAUCAGGAGGAGCGCAAACAGGAUGUUUAUUAGAACUGGACAGCAGUAACUCUAAUACAGUGGUUCAGUCAAACCCCAGCUCUGACCUGUGGGGUGACUUCUCUAGCUCUGCAAGCUCUGUUCCUACUUCAGCACAAUGCCAAGAACCCUCUUCUGGGAACUGGGUGCAGUUCUGAAAAAGUUUUAUCCUCCUUCAUUCCAUUAUUGUUCCUAUUCCUCCAUCAAAACUACUGCAAUUAAUAACAUAAUGCAUAAUUGUAGCGGCAAGCUGUAUGUCAUGCUGCUAAU
Carassius carassius (crucian carp) is the source of this 1114-nucleotide messenger RNA. RefSeq names its product adaptin ear-binding coat-associated protein 1-like. The transcript has 8 exons. Gene Ontology annotation, biological process: endocytosis. Lineage: Eukaryota; Metazoa; Chordata; Actinopteri; Cypriniformes; Cyprinidae. The coding region runs from base 220 to 1002 and encodes 260 amino acids. The record is from RefSeq and is a predicted model, not a curated record. Gene Ontology annotation, cellular component: clathrin vesicle coat; membrane.